Malania oleifera is the source of this 3687-nucleotide messenger RNA. Its product is annotated as pentatricopeptide repeat-containing protein At3g49740. The record is from RefSeq and is a predicted model, not a curated record. Bases 1128 to 3344 code for a protein of 738 amino acids. NCBI's taxonomy places the organism in Eukaryota, Viridiplantae, Streptophyta, Magnoliopsida, Santalales, Ximeniaceae. The transcript has a single exon. Gene Ontology annotation, molecular function: RNA binding; protein binding. Gene Ontology annotation, biological process: RNA modification.
GUCAGGAUUAUUAUAUUGUUAUGGAAAGGAAAAAAAUUAAUUAAAAUAAGCAAGUUGUUACAAGUCGAGUCUGGAUCAACCGGUAUGGAUUCGAGUCGGGUACAGUCCGGGUCUGGAGUGAGUUACUAGGUCUGGUUGAAGCGGUCGGGUGAGGGAGACGCGUGGAGCGCAUGCGAGAGAGUGGCCGGCAGGUCGCCGGCGCAUGAAGACACGAACGACUCCGGAAUGGCGUGUGUGGUGCCGUCUAGGCUCCUUUCGAGCUUCGGUUUGCACCAUUGGCUUCGUCUCGACAAGAUGAAAGUGAUGGUGGCUCAAAAUUCAAUUUCAAGACACUAGAUGGGGCUCUGUUUUCGAUGAAUUUCUCCAAUCUGGCGUUUCUGUUCCGAACCAGACUCUGAUAUCACUUGUUAAGAAUCUGUGAGCAAAAAAAAACACACACCAAAAAAAUAGAUGACACCAGAAAUUACGUGGUUCGGUCUAGAUUGACCUACGUACACGAAACACACCACAAUCCACUAUGAAAUCGGGAGAAAAAUACAAACUCUCAAACAGCUCUCUACACUCUUCCUCACUCUCUUUUCUACAUUCUACCUCUCUUCUUUUGUACUUUUUUCACUCGCACACACCUCUCUAUGUAUAGAUGGCUGGAGGAAUUACAUUAAAUGGUGAUUGAGAAAUUACAAUAAAUCGGCAGACACAGCUCAACGCAGCUCCAGCUUGCACCAGCUUGCAUGCGGCAGCAGCUCACACACGCGUCUCUUGGCUCCAAAUACUCAAACAAUAAAUACAUACUUGAGAGAUUAAAUUCUUCUUUUUUUUUUUUUAUACCCACGUUUCACGUUGGAUCCAUUUAAGCCCAAAAAAAAAAAAACCACAGUUUGAUCAAUUGAGAAAAGAAGGUUUACCCGCCGGUCGAAUGUAGAUACAUUAAGUGACAAUAAUAUAAGAAACACCAUGUGGCAGUGCAAGCAAAACCAAAUUUUAAUAUAUGUUGUAGAUAGACUGGGUCAGUGCAUGUCAAUUGUGAUAGUGGGACGUUGCUUGGGCCCUUUCUUGUGAAAUCUAACUUGUUAGCAUGAUUGAACAAUUGCGUUCAUGAUUCAACGAACACAGCAUGAGGGUGACUGAUGAAGUUCCCAUGUUGUGGGGAGAGCAUAUCUACCACUAAGAUAACCCAAAACGCCACCCAACAGCUCAUUGAACUCAACCUUUUCCUCGCAGACCUCAGUCGCUCGCACCGUUUCUCCGAUGCCCUCCACCUGUUCGCCCAAAUUCACUCUUCCCACCGGCCCAAACCCGAUCAGUACACCCUCUCAAGCGCCAUCACUGCCUCCGCCAACCUCCGCGACGUCGCUGCUGGAACGCAGCUCCACGCCCAUGCCGUCCGAGCAGGUUUCAGAGCCUACCCCCAUGUUGGAAAUACUCUACUUUCCCUCUACGCGAAAUCGGAAGACUUGGUUUCUGUGAAAAGGGUCUUCGGUGAAAUCGAGGAUCCAGAUGUCUACUCAUGGACAACUCUGUUCUCGGCUUGUACGAAGUUGGGGCAAGCCGGUUUUGCGUGUCAGCUGUUCGAUCAAAUGCCGCACAGGAAUGUUGCAGUGUGGAAUGCCAUCAUCACGGGGUGCGCAGAGAAUGGGCAGGCAGAUAUUGCCUUCGGUUUGUUUUCGGAGAUGCACCGGUCCGGCGUUAGACAUGAUAAUUACACUUUUGCUAGUGUUCUGAGCUUGUGCUCUCUGGAGCUAGUGGACUUCGGGAGGCAGGUGCAUUCACUGGUCAUCAGAACUGGGUUUCUUGCUAGAGCUUCCGUGAUUAAUGCUCAGCUUACAAUGUAUUUCAACUGUAGGAAUGUUGCAGAUGCGUGUGCGGUGUUUGAGGAAGCAGAAGCUGCCGUGCACGAUCAGAUUUCUUUUAAUGCAAUGAUAGCAGGCUUGGUGAGCGUGGGGAGAGAUGAAGAGGCCUGGAUCAUGUUCAGAGAGAUGCAGGAAGCUCGCCUUAAACCUACUGAACUGACUUUUGUGAGCCUCAUGAGCUCAUGUUCAUCUGCAAGAGUUGGGCAUCAAGUGCAUGCCCAAGCUAUUAAGAUGGGUUACAAAGAGUGUACGUCGGUGUGCAAUGCGGCAAUGAACAUGUACUCCAGUUCCGGGGAUUUACAUGCAGCUCACCUGGUUUUUGAUAGAUUGGAAGAAAGGGAUGUUGUCUCGUGGAACACUAUACUCACAAGCUACUCUCAAGGGAAUUAUUAUCAAUUAGCAAUCUUGGCCUACCUGCAAAUGCGACAGGCAGGUAUUCAGCCAGAUGAGUUUACCAUUGGAAGUCUCUUAGCAGGCUCUGAAUCCCUACAGUUUGUUGAAAUGAUCCAAGCUUUUGUCUUCAAAAAUGGGCUCAUCUUGAAAAUCCAAGUUUCCAAUGCAUUGGUUUCUGCAUUCUCUAAGCAUCAUCAAAUCAGGCAGGCCUAUGAAAUAUUCUGUACCAUGCCAUCAAGAAAUUUGAUAUCCUGGAAUACAAUUAUUUCUGGUUUACUGUCAAAUGGAUACCCAAUGCAGAGCUUAGAGCAAUUUUCGCACCUGCUAAUGUCAGAAUUCAAGCCGAAUGUGUAUAGCUUAAGCCUGGUUUUGAGCAUAUGUGCCAGCAUUUCAGCCUUGGGAUAUGGAAAACAGGUUCAUUGCUACAUUGUUAGAAGUGGGUAUUUUUCAGAGACAUCUAUAGGCAAUGCUCUUAUUACAGUGUAUGCAAAAUGUGGAUUAUUAGAUUGGUCCUCAAGAGUUUUCAGUGGGAUGAUUGAAAGAGACACAAUCUCUUGGAAUGCCCUGAUUUCUGCUUACGCACAGCAUGGAGAAGGAAAGGAAGCUGUCCAUUGUUUUGAGGCACUGCAAGAUUCACGUGUGGUCAGGCCAGAUGAAGCCACUUUCACCGCAGUUCUUUCAGCAUGCAGCCGUGCUGGUUUAAUUGAUGAUGGUAUGCAAAUUUUUAUUUCCAUGGUUAAUAAGUAUGGCUUUAAGCCCGGAGCUGAUCAUAUAUCUUGCAUUGUUGACCUCCUAAGUCGAGCUGGGUAUCUUGAGGAGGCAGAGAAACUAAUAAACAGAGAGCAUGUUGAAGCAGAUUCCGGAAUCUGGUGGGCAUUGUUCAGUGCUUGCGCAUCUCAGGGCGACUUAAGGUUAGGAAGAAUUGUUGCCAGGUUUCUUCUUGAAACUGAACAAAAUAAUCCAACAGUUUAUGUGCAAUUGUCAAACAUUUAUGCGGCUGCAGGACAAUGGGAAGAAGCCGCUGAUGUGAGGGAAUUGAUGAAGAGAAAUGGGGUAGUGAAACAACCUGGCUGCAGUUGGAUAAGGUCAUAUAACUUAUAAGACCAUGUAUGCUAGCAGGUUGGCCAUGUAAAAGCUCGUGCUUCUGAUAUAAUCUGGGUAUCAAUGUUAAGGAUAUGGCUUGAGACAUCUCGAGUACAAGGAUUCCACAUAUCAAUAUUCGCAUCUGAUGACUGAUGAUGUGCUCUGCUAGCUAGACCCAAGCCAUGUGGGUGCAUGAAGGAUUGAGAGAGGAGAAGCAAAAAGAAAGAUAUUUACUACGCUUUUGGUUGGUAAGAAUGGAUGCAUCCAUAAAAAAUGGGAUAGAAUUGAAAAAGAUGAAAUUAAAUUUAUCUCAUCAUGUUCUUCCCUUGAAUUUUCAUUCUAUUUUAUUUAGUUCCACAAA